Messenger RNA from Papilio machaon (common yellow swallowtail), 798 nucleotides. Its product is annotated as glycine-rich cell wall structural protein 1.8. Lineage: Eukaryota; Metazoa; Arthropoda; Insecta; Lepidoptera; Papilionidae. The transcript is spliced from 3 exons. The coding region runs from base 1 to 798 and encodes 265 amino acids. The record is from RefSeq and is a predicted model, not a curated record.
AUGACCAAGUUUCUGAUACUCGCAUUAACAAUAGUUUCAGUGGUAGCGGCUCGGCCUGAAUAUGGAAGUAGUAGUGAAGACUCAGACAUCAGUCACGAGGAAUACGGUAGUAAGCACGAGGGACACGUGGACUGGCACGUCGGCUACGGGGUGGGACACGUCGCCGGUGCAGUGACGGAACAUGCUGAAACUGGACAGCAGCACGGUGGUAGUGGAGUGAGCGUAGGGCAAGGUAGCAGCGGCGUCGGCGUCGGCACCGAGCAUGCAAGCACCAGUGUAAGACAGACACCAGUGGGCAGCGGGGCAGUACACAGUGUUUACAGCGGCGGCACCAGCGUAGGCAUGGCGCUCGCUAAAGGCGGACGCCGCAAACCUAACGGAUUGGGAUAUGGACACGGACCCCACAGGCACAGCGGCACCAGCAUAGGAGUCGCAAUGUCCAGAGGUAGUACCCACAAAGCCACAAGGGCAGCGGGCGAUGAGCACGGCAGCGGUGUUGAACAACGCGGCCACAGUUUCGGAACCGAUCGUGGAUCAACUCACGGCAGCAGCACCGGACAUUCCACGCACGCCUUCGGUCAUGGAUCUGAGCAAGGAUCUAAACAAGUAUCGGAGCAUGGAUUUGAAAAGGGAUCAAGUCAUGGACAUGGACACGGAUACGGAUCGGGCCACGGAUUCGAUCACGGACAUGGGCAAAGAUACGAACACGGUGGCUAUUUUGGUCAAAACACGGGGUACAGCGGUGAAGACUUCGGUGAUAGUGGCGAAGAAAAUCACGGGGCCCAUGAACGUUAUUAA